AUGGCAGGCGCGGCCACAUUGGCCAGCACGCAAAACACAUCCAUCCCAGGAGGUCCCACCUUCAACGACUUCCUGCGCUUCUCCUGCUCCGAGCUCAACAUCCAACGCAUCGAUCCCCUCGUGACUCCCGGCAUAGUCCCCUCACCGCACCUCCACCAGUUUGUGGGCGGAAACGCCCUUGCACCAACCAUGGACCCUUCCAUGAACAUAUCCGAGCAUGCGACCUGCACAACGUGCACUUACAUCGAAGACUUCUCGAACUACUGGACCGCGGUCCUGUUCUUUAAAGCGAGGAACGGAAGUUUUCACCGCGUGCCGCUGAUGGGAAAUCUGGGGUUGGAGGGACAAAGAGGCGGGAUGACGGUGUAUUACACGGCGCCGUAUGACAAGAAGACCAAGGUCACUGCAUUCAGACCUGGCUUCCGCAUGCUUAUCGGCGACCCAGGAUACCGCGCACCCAGCCCGAUCGCGCAAGAAUACAAAAGCAUAGCUUUCCGCUGCUUCACAGAGCCCUGGGGUCCAGCGCCCCCAGCAUCGGAAAUUGGGGGCGACUGGGACACGCGGUAUUUUCCGAAAAAGCCGUGUCCGUACGGGUUGCGUGUGAAUAACUUCUUUCCGACGUGCUGGGAUGGCGUAAAUGUGGAUAGCCCCGAUCACAAGAGUCAUGUGGCGUAUCCGAGCAACGGCACAUUUGAGACAAAUGGGAAGUGUCCAGAUACUCACCCAGUAAAGCUCCCCCAAGUCCUCUACGAGACAAUCUGGAACACCUCAGCUUUCAACGACCCGUCGAUGUGGCCGAUAGACGGCAGCCAACCCUUCGUCUUCAGCAUGGGUGACACCACUGGAUAUGGCUGGCAUGGUGACUAUCUGUUUGGGUGGAAGGGCGAUGCGCUGCAGAGAGCGAUGGAUAGGUACUGUGGGACUGACUGUCCAGUGCUGGAGACGCAGAGUAUAGAGAAGGCGAACAAGUGUGCGAAGGCUGUGGUUGUGAAUGAAACUGUUGAUGGGUGGCUAGGGGAGAUACCUGGCGGUGUAGAGGUUACUUCAUGA
This is a messenger RNA of Paraphaeosphaeria sporulosa, 1050 nucleotides long. RefSeq lists its product as uncharacterized. NCBI's taxonomy places the organism in Eukaryota, Fungi, Ascomycota, Dothideomycetes, Pleosporales, Didymosphaeriaceae. The transcript has 5 exons. The record is from RefSeq and is a predicted model, not a curated record. The coding region runs from base 1 to 1050 and encodes 349 amino acids.